Molecule: messenger RNA, 2455 nt
Organism: Lates calcarifer (barramundi perch)
Lineage: Eukaryota; Metazoa; Chordata; Actinopteri; Centropomidae
Gene: znf750
Product: zinc finger protein 750
Exons: 3
Coding region: 286-2088 (600 amino acids)
Biological process (GO): epidermis development; positive regulation of transcription by RNA polymerase II
Cellular component (GO): nucleus
Molecular function (GO): promoter-specific chromatin binding; RNA polymerase II cis-regulatory region sequence-specific DNA binding; DNA-binding transcription activator activity, RNA polymerase II-specific
Source: RefSeq, a predicted model, not a curated record
UGUUGCCCGAGGGCCCUGCUGUUUGGGCUGAAGCCACACCCACUGGUGAGACAACACCUCAGAGAGAGGAACUCACCUCACAACUAACAUCACCAAAUACAGCACACACAUGCACCAUCACACACAUUCACAAACACACUCUGAACCCUUAACACAUAUUGGAGCGAACGUCUUGACGAUAUAAGAACGCCGGCUGUGGACCGUGGGGCAGCUCUCUGUGGCGUUAAUACCCUGGAGAGGACACCAUUGCUACAACCAGAGCAGAAAACGAGCAUUAGUAUCAAGAUGGAGACUGCUCAGGAACGCAAGCCAAAAAGACCCCACUACAUUCCCCGACCGCCGGGCAAGCCCUUCAAGUACCAGUGUUUCCAGUGUCCUUUCACCUGCAAUGAAAAGUCCCAUCUCUUCAACCACAUGAAAUACAACUUGUGCAAAAACUCAAUCUCCCUCAUGUCACAGAAAAACGGGCAAACCGCUCGACAGGUCAAGGCUGUAGCAAAGGGGGUCCCUGUCAAAUCUAAAGAUUGCCCAAGCCCCCCGCAAGCAGUUCAGAACAACAGUCCUGAGAGACAGGGAGCCGAGGAGAGCAAAGCCGAGAACAUAGAAGACAUAGAAGAAGUGGAUGUUGGGUGUGACAGUCCAGUCAACAAGGACUGCCAGAAUGUGACAAAACCAAAUACAGUUACAGAGAAAGAGAACAAGGAGAGCAGCGAGGCCAAAUCUCUGCCGCGCCCAUCUGCUUUCUCCCCCGUCACACCCAACCAUGACGGAGCAGAUGCCUUCAAGUCAUCUGUGCAGCAGUCAGAGGAUUCGCAAACUCCUGCUCCCACUUUCAACUACCCAGGCUUCCCAUGGGGUGCGAUUUCAUCAUCUGUUCCCUUAAAAGCAUUACACCCCCCAAUGGUUCCUGAAUACUCUACAUAUCUCCUGCCUGAUCGCCCCCUUUAUCCAUCGUACUACCUCCCAGGAAAUCACCACGCCAAUGAGCCAAACUCUCCUUCUUUCCAGCCAGAGUUUGUGGAUCCCCAGAGGCCUGUGGUGCCGCAGCCCAUUGCCCCACCUCACACUUCUCUUUUUCCUCCGUACUCAUACAGAUACUGCCACCCUCUUCACCCGCCCCCUCCUCUGCAUUAUACCCUUUACAGACCGCAUGAGCUCUCCAUGCCAAUUUCAGGACCAAGAUAUAUUCCCUUGGAUUUGUACGGCCAGACCCUUGGGCCCAAGGAUUAUGACUUAUACAUGCACUUACACAACAGACAUAACAGCCUCAAUGCAUCUACACAAGAGCAGAACAACCACGGGCAAAGUGGAGACAAGGCAACCAGGCUCAGCCCUAAAGAGGGUUGUUCAGCCUUGGGGUCCCCUGACAGACCCAGCCAUGCACACAUCAUCCAGAAAGACACAGAGGCCUUGCACCACACCAGCACAGGUGAUUCACAGACAACUGCCCAGUUAGGACACACAACUACAGUUGUGCAACCCAUCAAACCUGAUAUAAGACAAGAGGAGUCUGCUGAAAGUUUGCUGCAGUUAAGAAGUCUGCAAGAGGAUGGAAGGUCAGCUGAGAGCAGCAGAUAUUCCUCCUCUUCUGUCUCUGAGACAUGUCCUGACACAACGUCAGAGCAAGAUGAUGAGGACAGCAGUGAAGAUCUGGCUCCCCUCAACCUCUCGACAAGAAAACCAGAUAACAAAAAAAGUCCAUCUGGCCAUAGACUGAGGUGCUCAGACACAGAGAAAUUAAAAGGGGAUGAGCUGCCUCUGAACCUCAGUCUCCGAGCUUCUCAGACCAGCCCUUUGGAUCUGGAUGAAGAGCCAUGUGACCAGAGGCAGACUGCAGCACUGGCACUCUGUCAGCUAGCCAUUGCAAGCUCUGCUGCCUCCUCAUGUGACUUCAGCACUGCAGGCGAGCCCUCAAAGGAUCCCACAGAUGCUAGAAGUCCUGGUUCUCCAGAGAAGACCAAGCACACAACCAAGGCUAAGGCAACUGGCAUGAAAAGAGUAAACAGUGGCCAGGCUGAAAACAACUGCCAUAAACCAAACAAGAGAGUGAAAUCUUCAGGACGGGUUCUGAGGCGGAGGCCUCGUUGAUGCUCAUGACUAAACUCUGACUGUUAUAAUACUUGGUAAUAAGGAUGGAAUAUCUCCCACCUUUACUGCUGCAAGCCUAAACAUGAAAAGAUCAAAGUUUUGUAUAUUAAUCUUAAAUGAUAAUUACGCACUGAAAUAUUUUACUCUAGCAGGAGCAGAUGUGACAUGUCUACAGAACUGCCACCUGUCACUUGUUAAAUGCAAAGACUUGUUGUCACAGGUAUGUAAAUAUUAUGUGUUGUUUUCACACUUGAUUAGAAGAGGUGAUAAGCAUUUUUUAAUCUGGACAUUUUUGUAAUAGAGAAAGUUAUUGGAAGAUGUGCACUGUAAAUGUAAAUAUUUUAAAUAAAGAAGUAAGGAAAACUGA